This is a messenger RNA of Histoplasma capsulatum G186AR, 1488 nucleotides long. RefSeq lists its product as uncharacterized. Bases 439 to 1488 code for a protein of 349 amino acids. NCBI's taxonomy places the organism in Eukaryota, Fungi, Ascomycota, Eurotiomycetes, Onygenales, Ajellomycetaceae. Gene Ontology annotation, cellular component: fungal-type vacuole. The transcript has a single exon. The record is from RefSeq and is a predicted model, not a curated record.
AAUAUCCUGACGCUCGCUGCGCCCUCUUCUGUUUUGCCUGUGUUCGCUCGUUAUUUCAGUAUCUUUCUUACGCAAAACUGCGUCUUCUCCUCUGCUCUCCGUGGAUCUGCCAUCGCUCCGUGUUUCAUUUUGCUUUUCCCCAACUUCUCCCUUCAUUCGAACAACGAUUCGUCGCAGACUCGGGUUUGCUCCGUCUACCCCCCCGCCCUACCCAGGAAAAUACCCCUCCUGCCGGCGACAGUACUUCUGUAGAUAGGAUAGAAGCACCUAUCUGCUACUUUCAAUAUCAAUUAGGGCCUUCGAUACGCCCAUCGGACUGCUAAACUCACUGCUCGAACUCAAGGAUACCGUAUCUUGGGGGGAAUUUGGUAUCACUGUUAAUAACACCCAAAAAUUCCUGUCUUUUCUGGCUGACACCUUUCCUGAGUCUCAUCGACUAUGAGGCGAUCGCGGAGGUUGGCGUCGAAGCCGUUCCUUCUCUUUGUACUGUUUCUAUGUCUGGUAGCUCUGGUUGGCAAAGUGGGAGCGCAAGGCCCUGAUGAUAAGGAAGAUAAACCAAGCCGAACAAAUAACCCGGGACCUCCUCCCAAAACGACUGAUAACCCCAGACCAACCACCACCGCCCCUCAAAGUACUGAUGAAGACAAGCCACGAACGACUCAGAAGCCAACCGAAACUGACCAGCCGAAUGAUGAGGACCUCCCACCUCUCACAACAACGGACCCGUCUACUACCACGACCAACGGCAACUUGCCUUCAAUAACCAGUGACUCUCCUUUCAGUCUUCCUCCCCUUUUCAAAAUACCCACCCCACAAGUGCCUCCAGCGGCCGGAGCCCCAUACCUCGAAGUCUCAAGCCUACCAGAGGGCACCAUCUUCAUUGCAGUAGGCGCCGCCCUGGGCCUUUUCGGCCUGAUAGUAUUCCUCUGGAGAGUGCUGGUAGCUUGGUCAAUCAACCGUUCCGUCCGUCGUGCAGCAACUCGUCCUGAGCAGUCAGAUUCAACCCCCGCGCUCCUUAACAAGCGGAAAUCCGGCGUCUACCCGCAACUUGCGCCCGGUUCAUCCAUGUCGAUGGAGAAAAUGGGUGGCAGUGGCGCACGCCUUUCCGGAUUACCACCGCGGAACCACACACCAAACUCGAGUCUCUUUUUCUCCCCGACUGCCGGCGCGGGUAUGCAUACGAGCGGGAACAGGGGCUCCGGCUACCUCCCCGCCGGAUACUAUGCUGCGGGAGCAGCCUCCGGCCCUGGCCAAUCGAUAGGUCUCUCGCCGCUAGGCCCACAGACGCAGGGUUACACCCGCACGAGAUCUGCGAGUGGUAUAACUCCGCCUGGUUCGCCAAGUCUGGCACCGACAAGUCGUGGUGGAGGUCACGAGCAAGGCUAUCCUUCAACCAGUAGUGUGAAUCUAUCCGUUGCGCCGCAGGGGCGAGCGCCAAGUGCGUAUCUAGAAGAUUUGUUUGAAAACCACAACCCUCCUGGUCGAUGA